Coregonus clupeaformis (lake whitefish) is the source of this 2725-nucleotide messenger RNA. Its product is annotated as minor histocompatibility antigen H13. The transcript has 13 exons. The coding region runs from base 139 to 1335 and encodes 398 amino acids. Gene Ontology annotation, biological process: membrane protein proteolysis. The record is from RefSeq and is a predicted model, not a curated record. Gene Ontology annotation, cellular component: cytoplasmic side of endoplasmic reticulum membrane; lumenal side of endoplasmic reticulum membrane; membrane. Gene Ontology annotation, molecular function: aspartic endopeptidase activity, intramembrane cleaving. Lineage: Eukaryota; Metazoa; Chordata; Actinopteri; Salmoniformes; Salmonidae.
AGGAAGUGGUGUUUCAAUUGGCAAAGACAUAGGAAACGUGGCCUUAGCAAAAAGAGAGCGUUCUUAAAUGAGAAACGAGCAGUCUUUAUAGACCGAAAACAGUGUACACGUGUCCUUUGGGUUGGACAACUUGUAAACAUGGCGGAUGUUGAUCAAGGAUCGGUCUUACCCAGCGAAACUUCACCUCUCGUUCUGGACGGCCUGAAUACAACCGACUCAAAUGGUACCGACGCUGUCAACGCGACUGUGGCCAAGUUUGUGGCGACACCGGAGGGAACGGCUCUAGCAUAUGGCAGCCUUGUAUUCAUGGCUCUGUUGCCCAUCUUCUUCGGUGCACUGCGUUCAGUCAGCUGCGGCAAAAGCAAGGUUGCUGGAGAAAAUGGUUGCGAUUAUGAGUACAGAAACUCCUCAGACAUGCCAGAGACCAUCACAGGCAGAGAUGCUGCACGGUUCCCCAUAAUCGCCAGCUGCACCCUCUUCGGCCUCUACCUCUUCUUCAAAAUUUUCUCACAAGAGUACAUCAACUUGCUGCUGUCAAUGUAUUUCUUUGUCCUGGGGAUUUUAGCAUUGUCUCAUACAAUGAGUCCCUUCAUGAACAGGAUCUUCCCUGCUAACAUUCCCAUCAAGCAGUACCAGCUGCUCUUCACUCAGGGCUCAGGAGAGACCAAAGAAGAAAUUGUCAACUAUGAGUUUGACACCAAGGACAUGAUCUGCCUGGUCAUCAGCACUGUGGUUGGGGUCUGGUACGUCCUCAAGAAGCACUGGAUUGCCAACAACCUCUUUGGCUUGGCGUUCGCCCUGAAUGGGGUGGAGCUUCUGCACCUAAACAAUGUCAGUACUGGCUGCAUCCUGCUGGGGGGGCUGUUUGUGUAUGACGUCUUCUGGGUGUUUGGCACCAAUGUCAUGGUUACUGUGGCCAAGUCGUUCGAGGCACCCAUAAAGUUGGUGUUUCCCCAGGACCUGUUGGAGAAGGGUCUGGCUGCCAAUCAAUUUGCAAUGCUGGGUCUUGGAGAUAUUGUCAUUCCAGGUAUCUUCAUUGCUUUACUCCUCCGCUUUGAUGUCAGUCUGAAGAAGAACACCAGGACCUACUUCUACACCAGCUUCCUGGCCUACAUCUUUGGCCUGGGCCUGACCAUCUGGGUCAUGCACACCUUCAAACACGCCCAGCCUGCCUUGCUGUACCUGGUCCCAGCCUGUAUUGGAUUCCCAGUGGUUGUAGCUCUGUUGAAAGGAGAACUGACAGAGAUGUUCAGGUACGAGGAAGUCUCUCCGGAAGAUGCUGCAGUGAAAGAAGAGACGACAGAGAGCACAGAGGCUGAGAAAAAAGAUAAAUGAUGACAGUUUCCUCAAGCUCGUCCAUCACUAGCUGCCCCCACACAUCAGCCCACCUCUAUACACAUCCUGGGAGGGUGUUCAUGUUUCCCAUGUGACGUGCGGUAUAUGGAAAUGGCUGAUUUAUUAAAUAGCUGUUUUGACAUUGGGAUAUUUUGUAGUUCAAAAGUGGUUUGUUACACACAUUGUACAACAGCUUAUCCGGUGCCUAUGUUUUUGUUUUGUGUUCAUCCAGUAUGCCUUUUGGCAUUCUCAUGUGAUAUUUUAUUUCAUUUGAAUUGCCAGAAUUUUUAAUGGAAAAAGUGUUAUUGUUUUUGUUCUGUUUUGGGGGGAAUAUGAGAUAUCACAGGAAGCUGAAAAGUUGUACGUUGUCAGAAAACAUUUUGCUCUCCCAGCCUGAUUUAUUUAUAAUGAUUGUCUAGUUUGAUCUCUGCACCAAGUCCGUUCUUGGUUUGAUAUAAAAAUGCCUUUCUCAUAGAUAAUGUGAAGUAUAAUAGGAUGGUGUAAGGGAAGCAGGAGAUGAGUCUACGAUUGUGUCAUACACAUGCUUUACAUGGAAAUUCACCUUUGACAUGGAACUCGACCGUUGGUAUCUAUAUGAAUGGCACCUGGCUUCCCCAUGGUUCUCUGGUCUGGAAGUCUUUGGCUUCAACAAAGACACCUAACUAUGUACUACUGCACUAGUCUCAAUGUAUAAUUGUGCCAAUUUAGUAGUGCAUGUAAUUACAUGGUACCUGACAUGCUGUUCGGUAUAGUGGUAAUAAUAGCUCAGAAUUCAGAUCAUAGCAUUAAGGAAGUAACUGAACUUGGGCAAUCGAUCACAUUUUGAAAUUUUUAUGGACAUUUGCUAUGACACUAUUUAUGAGAAUCAUACUCUGUCAUAUCAGAGAAGUCUGUUAUAUGGAAACUAUAUUAAGGAUUGUAGUUAGCGAAGUCCCAUGCAGUGACUGAAAUGUACCUGCAGGUGGAGACAGUGUCAAAAGAACCAUGUCUCCUCAGAGAGGAGACCAAAGGACCAAAUGAUUACUCUUCUUGCUUUAGGUUGUAACUUCUUUGCUUUAAUAACGUAUUUUCUUUCUGGCCUUUUUUCAGUUUGGAGCAGUGUGUUUCAAGUUCAGAAAGACCGGGGAGAAGCUUUUUCAUGUUAGGGCUUUAAGAUUGAGCGGUUUUGUAGAAAUGUGUUUUGGUAAAGAUCAUGUCCACGUUCUGCCUGGUGAAGUUCAGUAACCCUAUCAUUUAAAACAAAUGUAUCUUUCUCUUUUUUCUCCUAAUGUACUUGUGCAAGUCAAAGUUUAUGAGCCUCUGUUCAGGAGCCAAUAUCUAUUUUAUUUGCAAUAAAUGUGGCUGUAUAUCACUGUAGAGAAGCAUAAAAAAUGUGUGGGUCUAUUUCUUA